CUCGUCGAUCAGACACGGUCCGCGCUCUGUCCCAUAUUGAACGGCAUUUCCGCGAAACAUUUGACGUUUUCAUUCAUGAAAACCGGUCAGAUUUAUGAUCUGUUUCACUUAGAUUAUUAAGAGACUGUUCUUCGUAGAGAUUUUCUUAAAAUAAUUCAGGCAAAAGCAGCAGUUUCUUCCUUUUUGCCAUCAGAUUCAACGAUUUUUCUUAUAAAGGGUGUUAUUCUGCAGGAGGGGUCAAAUAGACCAAAUCUCCGUAAGAGUACUGAAUAGGUGGAAGGAUGUUUUCAAUCCUCUCUGCAAAGUCGUAGACCUCCCUUUGGAAUAGAAAUCGGAAGAAACAGGAGAAACAAGAAAAGAAAAGAGUUCUUAGGAGUGGUGAUAUUCCUGAUUGCUGUAGAAGCCAGUGACAAGAAAGGUGCUAAUCGAAUCACAGUGAGGUGAAAAUGGACCAUAGGCGACAAUCUGGUACUUUUCCGAGAACACCCGAACUACUAACCAGAAAUAAAUGAAAACACACCAAAACAACACUCAAAGAAUGUUGAUAUUUUCAUUCUAACAUUACACCAUUGUUAUCAGUGAUCAAAAUGUUAAAAGACCUACACGAACUAUUUAUAAACGUGUUUAUUUAGUGCAGUAGUGACAAAACACAACAAAAAUGCCGGUGGUGGACGGGAUAAACGUUACAACGGUCCACAAACUAGACAUAAUAGACAAAAAAGGUGUCCAAGUGUUGUUUCUUAUAGCGUACACUACCAUAUUCGUGGUGGGAGUGUGCGGAAACGUUUUAGUGUGCUUCGUAGUGUUCAGAAACAAAGCGAUGAGGACUGUAACGAACUUAUUCAUCACUAAUCUAGCGCUGUCCGAUAUUUUACUAUGUGUUUUGGCAGUGCCCUUCACUCCGCUGUACACAUUUUUAGGGAAAUGGGUGUUUGGUAGUCUUAUCUGUCAUAUGGUGCCCUACGCUCAAGGAACCAGCGUCUAUAUAUCUACCCUAACUUUGAUGUCAAUUGCUAUAGACAGAUACUUUGUCAUAAUCUACCCCUUCCACCCCCGCAUGAAGCUCUCCACGUGCGUAGCAAUCAUAAUCAUCAUCUGGAUAUUCGCUAUCCUAGUAACAAGCCCUUACGGCAUCUACAUGAAACAUGUCCAGGAUCCUAACAACAUCACCAGAUACUACUGCGAAGAAGACUGGCCAGUGGAACAGUGGAGAGCAGCGUUUGGAGUUAUCACAGCUGCUCUGCAAUUUCUCAUUCCGUUUCUCAUUAUGGCCUACUGUUAUAUUUGUGUGUCUAUUAAAUUGAACGAUAGAGCCAGAGCAAAGCCUGGCUCGAAAAAUAGUAGAAAAGAGGAAGCGGAUAGAGAAAGAAAGAAGAGGACGAACAGGAUGCUGAUUGCUAUGGUCGCCGUGUUUCUAUUAUCCUGGCUGCCGCUAAACGUCGUCAAUAUUAUUAACGACUUCAAUAAAGAGAUGAUCGCCUGGGAAUACUACUUCUUAAGCUUCUUCUUGGUUCACCAAAUGGCAAUGUCAUCCACCUGCUACAACCCGUUCCUCUACGCAUGGCUGAACGAGAACUUCCGCAAAGAGUUCAAGCAAGUACUUCCCUGUUUCGACGCAUCGAUCACUAAAUACUCAAAUAGAAAAGUACCAUCUAACAGCCGAUUCACAAACUGGAGAUCCGAAAGAACAUGCAAUGGCAACAACGAAACCCAACAAGAAACGCUGCUCUCAUCUCAGAUACACAGAGCGCCAUCUAUCAAAGAGAAAAAGUUGACUCCGCCACCCUUGAAAACCGACAGUGUUGAAAUGGAAAACAUAAUAGUACCAAAUAUGGGCGUUGAAUACGACUCAGCUUUAGAAGUUGUAAAACUAAAUUUGAUCACUGAAGAAGAACCACCACCGUAUAAUGAAGGACGGAUGAACUCUGAAUGACUAUAAUAGGUUUAGCAGGAGAGAAGAACCUAGGUGUAAUAGAGAAAAUUAAAUGAUAUUGUUUAUACUAUAAGCAGUGUUUCUAGAUAAACGAAAUAUGUGCAGUGCCAAUUAUAUGUACCUUUUAAUGUAUAUGUAUAUAAAUGAAAAUAAAUAUGAUUUAUAG
This is a messenger RNA of Sitophilus oryzae (rice weevil), 2099 nucleotides long. RefSeq names its product prolactin-releasing peptide receptor-like. Bases 659 to 1933 code for a protein of 424 amino acids. NCBI's taxonomy places the organism in Eukaryota, Metazoa, Arthropoda, Insecta, Coleoptera, Curculionidae. The transcript has 13 exons. Gene Ontology annotation, biological process: G protein-coupled receptor signaling pathway. Gene Ontology annotation, molecular function: neuropeptide binding; neuropeptide Y receptor activity. Gene Ontology annotation, cellular component: neuron projection; plasma membrane. The record is from RefSeq and is a predicted model, not a curated record.